Aspergillus tanneri is the source of this 2274-nucleotide messenger RNA. RefSeq names its product Zn(II)2Cys6 domain-containing transcription factor nscR (gene nscR). NCBI's taxonomy places the organism in Eukaryota, Fungi, Ascomycota, Eurotiomycetes, Eurotiales, Aspergillaceae. The coding region runs from base 1 to 2274 and encodes 757 amino acids. Gene Ontology annotation, biological process: regulation of DNA-templated transcription; DNA-templated transcription. The transcript has 5 exons. The record is from RefSeq and is a predicted model, not a curated record. Gene Ontology annotation, molecular function: DNA-binding transcription factor activity, RNA polymerase II-specific; DNA binding; zinc ion binding.
AUGGAGAAACGUAAUCAGCGAAAACGUCCUCAAACACCACAUCUCAGCUGCGAGCUCUGUCGCGAACGCAAGGUCAAGUGCGACAAGGUCGAUCCUUGCACCAACUGCGUGGCUGCUGGCGUAGUCUGCGUCCCGGUCCAUCGGCCACGUCUGCCACGAGGCGUCCAUGCGCGGCGUUCACGUAGAUCGCCUGUGCCAGCGUCUGCGUCUGCGCCUGCUGCGAAAUUGGUAGCUCCGAUGGAAAUGGAAAUUCAAACGGAUGCUUCGUCCGGUGCCACGGCUGCAGUUGACGACGACCUCAAGAAACGCAUCCAUCGGCUUGAGGCGCUGGUGAAUAGCAUGCGUUCAUCCACGACGAGCCCGUGUCCCGCGCCUGUCAGUCAGUCGGUUGUUAAUACUUCCCUUCCGGCUCCGACAACCUCAGUACCAUGCAGUCCGUCGGUUUCGACUAGCAUCCAGAAACAGACGCCCUUGACUCGGGGUCCUGAUUAUUACUCGGAUAAUUUAGCUGGGGAGGGCCUCCGCGGCGUGAUAGGAUCGACUGCAGAGCAGACAGAAGCAGAGGGUCCGCCGAUACUGAACACCUUGAAAAUGGACAUGAGUAACGGCAGCGAGCUCCGAGUCCUUGGCCUGAGUGCGAAUAACCUGGCACUCGACUGGACUCCCUGGUUCGAAGACAAAGACAUAUCAAGGCAGCUGUGUCAGGUUUACCUUGAACAAGUGGACCCUGUCAUUAAGAUCUUGCAUCGACCAUCUGUUGAGAAGUGGAUGAUACAGGGGGAACGGUACCUGGGUUUUCCGGAGAGACAUGUUGCCGUCGACGCGUUAGGGUCUGCUAUCUCUUACGCGGCUGCCGCUAGUUUAACAGAGAAUCAGUGUUGGGCGCGCUUUCACAUGGGAAAGUCGGGCAUCAUGGCAGAUUCUCGAAGAGCGUGUGAGGCUGCACUGGAGAGGAGCGGGUUGCUGGCCUCUCCUAAUAUUACCGUCCUGCAAGCAUUUGUACUGUAUCUCAUUGCCAGAAGAUCUGAAGACCGCAGCCAGGCCGCAUGGACGCUCACAGCAGUGGCUGUGAGACUAGCAAAGGCACUCGGUCUCCCCAUGGACCGAGACAAGACAGAGACAUUCUUCAGCCAACAGAUGCGCAGACGACUCUGGCUUACGAUCUGCCUGAUGGACCUAAAAGCCUCCUUCAGUCAGGCCUCCGAACCACUCAUCAGCAUCGAGGAGGCCACAUCCACAUUCUCCCCGCCCCAACAUAUCAACGACUCGGACUUUGAUCCAACCACCGCCCACGACGUCCCCGACAGAGAGGGACUGAGCGACACCACAUUCGCGCUGGUCUCGUACCACGUCCAGCUGGCGGGGAGGGCUCUCAAUUUUGGCGUCGCCGCAUCAGACCGAGACCAGAACAAGGAGUCUCGACAGCAACGCGCGCAGCAGUUCGAGCAGAAUGCGCUCCGUCUAUUGCACUUUUGCGACCCGGAGUCCUCGCCGUAUGCGUGGUUCACCUGGCACGGCACGCAAUGUCUCGUCUCCGGGGCACGACUGUCCGCAUUACGGCCGAUUCAGCGCCCACAGAAAGAAGACAACACAGAACUGCUCCGUCUGACCCUCAGUGUCCUGGAAAAGGCGCAACUGAUGCACUCUGAUCCCCGCGGUGAGGGGUUCCGCUGGUACGUGACGAUCCCGUGGCACGCGCUAGCGACCGCCAUCGCCGAGUGCUUCGUCUGUCCGGACGUGAGUCUAACGCAGCGUGCCUGGCCGAUCAUCGAGGCAUCGUAUCAGCUCCUGCACUGCGAAACUAGUGUUGGCGUUGCGGGUGAGGAUGAGGACGAGACUAUCCAGCGUCCGCUGGAGAAGAUGAUGUGCCGGACGAGGGAGAAACUGGGACCUCUUUUGCCGCAGGCAAGUCCGAGUCCGAUAUUAGGCCUAAGUAGCAUUAGCACGGUAUCAUCUGCCCCGCGUACGCCUUCUUCUCGUUCGAGCCUCGCACCGAGUGACGCACUAAGCAACUUGUCCUGGCCAACUGCUUUCUCCCAUUCUCAUUCUCAUUCACAUUCUCAUCUGGGUUCGGAUUUGGCCCCAACAUCUCCCGUACAGCCAUUGACCAAGAUGGAUCUGGAUCCGUUGUUGUUGCCAUUUGAUAUUGAUAGCCAGCCACUGCUCGAUGGCCAGAUACCCCCGGCGGACGUCGAGCAGUCGUGGCAGACGUGGGAGGAGCUGAUGUCGGAGAUUGGUCAUGAUGAGUCAGGAUCGAACAUGUUCCUUUGUUGA